AUGGUUUCCACUAUGCCGCGUGAAUUUCGCUCCAAAACGGAAUACCAGUUCGACGAAGAACAAGCUGACGCCAUUGUUCGGGCCACUGCCUACCAUCGCAGAGACUUUUGCUUCUCUGCUAUAUGGUACCCAUUCCGUGAGCAUGUGAAUAUCAUUUCCUCAAUAGCGACGCCCUUCCGGCGGACUCCUAGCGUUGGAAUCGGUACCCUCGAUCGCUUACCCCUCGAGCUCCUAUUCGAUACUUUGUGUCGCCUCGAUAUACAUUCUUUGUUUAGAUUCCAUCAAAUCAAUCUCAGAUCGAGACAGACGGUAGACUCUCUCAGCCAGUACCGAAGGAUAGUCUCACUUGACUAA
Molecule: messenger RNA, 354 nt
Organism: Penicillium malachiteum
Lineage: Eukaryota; Fungi; Ascomycota; Eurotiomycetes; Eurotiales; Aspergillaceae
Product: F-box domain protein
Exons: 1
Coding region: 1-354 (117 amino acids)
Molecular function (GO): protein binding
Source: RefSeq, a predicted model, not a curated record